Tribolium castaneum (red flour beetle) is the source of this 2212-nucleotide messenger RNA. RefSeq names its product lipase 1-like. Gene Ontology annotation, molecular function: hydrolase activity, acting on ester bonds. Bases 788 to 2053 code for a protein of 421 amino acids. The record is from RefSeq and is a predicted model, not a curated record. NCBI's taxonomy places the organism in Eukaryota, Metazoa, Arthropoda, Insecta, Coleoptera, Tenebrionidae. The transcript is spliced from 7 exons. Gene Ontology annotation, biological process: lipid metabolic process.
UUUUCUCUCGUGGAAAUGUAUUCCGAGCCAAAUCGCUUAAAAAGUAAGCUAACAAAUAACAGAAUUAUGGCAAAAAUGAUAUUAUUUUUGCAAGUUCUGACCAAAAAUCAAGUUUUUUUCGACUGUUUUUAUUUAACUAGAACGAAAAAAUCACCUUUUCUAAGAGUUAAUUCAGCAAUAUAAGCCAAUAAAUAUAAAAUUAUGUCAAAAAUCACAUUAUUUUUGCAAGUUCUGGGGAUGUUUUUAGACCAAAAAUUAUGUUUUUUAUCCUGUUUUUUUAAACUAGAACAAAAAAAUCGCCUAACCUGACCUGACCAAAAAUGUUCCUUUAAUCAGCAAAAUUUCAGUUAUUGAAUGGGAUGUGGUUAUCACAAUUUUUUUUAUGCAAAUGCGAAAUUACGGAAGUUUUAGAAGCUAGAUUGAACAAACGGUCUCGACUUCGUUUAUUUCUGGUAAUUUUGAUGUCUUAAGCUGAAAAAGUGUGCGCUUGUGGUCAUUACUCUCCUCCAGCAAGUUAAUUGUUUUUAUCAGAGGAUCUGUCUUUCUCCUCGAGCGAUCUCAUAAUGCUUAUGCAGGUGGUGCAAGCUGCAGAAUGGCCAUUCCGUCGAAGUGAUUUUACUACGACGACUUUAUCUCCGGCGACCUACAUUUCUUAAGAAGCACAUUGCACCGUUUCAUGAUAAUUGCGCCAUUGAUAAGUUUAAAUGCGAAUUUCGUGCCGUAUCGAUUUUUGUGCACCAUCGAAAUGGAAGUGCGAGGAGACGUGGCUUUUUAUUUCAAAUAAAAAAUGAGUCGGUUUCGUGGUGCGUUUCUAAUUUUUUUCGCAAUUAUUAUUGAAACCGUUGGCUUUAAUUUGAAUAACAAUGCGUGCCGAAAUUACAAUGAUUACCGAGUGAGAUUUUUCAGUAAAAAUUGCUAUCACAAUCCUGACGUUCUUUCAGAUACUCCUAGUAUUAUACACAGACGGGGUUAUCGUCUUGAAAGUUACACGGUUGAGACGGGGGAUGAUUACAUUUUAACCAUUUUCCGAAUUCCACCGCUUGAUAGUAGCAAAGUUAACAAACAGCCCGUUUUUCUAAUGCAUGGCAUUUUUAAAUGUAACGCCGAUUGGGUUGACGUUGGAAAUAAAUCGCUCGCCUUUAAUUUAGCUGAUCGAGGCUAUGACGUUUGGUUGGGAACAAUAAGGGGAUGCAAUUUUGCACAAGCACACAAAAAACUCAAUAUUUCAGACAGACAAUACUGGGAUUUUAAUCUAGACAAUCUUGCUUAUUUCGACAUUGGUCAACAGUUGAGAUUCGUAGCUAAAACAACCGGAAAAUGGGGUUCCAUAAUUUAUCUUGGGCACUCGAUGGGUACCACUUUGGGCUUUUUAUACACAGCUGGGAACCCAGGACAAGCAAACGAAUUACUUUCAGGAAUUAUUGCAUUGGCACCCGUUAUACAUCUACGAAAUGUGCCUCUAGUCACAAAGUUGGCUAAAAUUGGGGUUCCCAUACAGCGAAUGUUAAGUAGAUUGCGCAUUGAGGGAUUAUUUUACGAAAACGGAACAAACCGGCUUAUUUACCACGUUUGUGCCACUUUACCGCACUUGUGUAAAAAAGUGUUGGAUUUUUUCGUCGGGAAUGUAACACUGCGUUUUCGGCCGGAUGAUCUUUUGCUACUUUUUAGUCAUGCCCCAACUCCGACUUCAGUUCAAGUCUUGAGGCAUUUUUUACAAAUUGUCUCAACUGGACGCAUUACGAGAUAUAAUUAUGGGGCAUUAAAAAAUAUUAAAGAGUAUGGUUUAAGUGAACCCAAAAGUUACGAUUUGAGGAAUAUUAAGGUUCCGGUUUAUUUGCUUUAUGGUAAAAAGGACGCUUUUGUUACUGAACAGAACGUCCAAAAGUUGUUUAAAGACUUGGGGAGUCGCAGGAAGUUUAUGAUUCAAAUACCAAAGAAUUCGUCUCAGGUUCCUUACAAUCAUUUGGAUUUUCUGAUGGCGGAGGACAUGCAUGUGCUUCUGUACCCUGAAAUAUUUAAAGCUCUUGAUGCAAUAAGAAGGAAUUCGGAGUAAAAAAUUCAAAACAGGGUAAUUUGCUUUACUCUAUAAAUAAUUUAUGUCAAACAACAUGUUUAUGUUUUUGCAAGUAGACCAGGGAAUUCCUGUUAUAAAUCAGUUUUGUAAAAAAUGAGAUAAUAAAGCACUAAAACUUGUUGCAUACAAAUUAGUUCG